GUUUCAAACGAGGAAACAUGGCGGAAGUGGACGAAUCUAACAAACCCUUGUUUGCAGGGCUCUCAGAUGUGUCAAUUUCCGCUGACAUUCCAGUGGAGGGAGAGAUCACAGUCCCGGUCAGCUCCCCAUCCCAGGACGAUGAGUUCUCCACUCUGGAUGAGCCUGUCAAAGACACCAUCCUGAGGGAUUUGAAAGCAGUGGGGAAGAAGUUUGUUCAUGUGAUGUAUCCCAAAAAAAGCUCAGCAUUACUGAGAGACUGGGAUCUUUGGGGCCCACUUCUCCUAUGUGUCACACUGGCUCUCAUGCUGCAGGGGGGAUCAGCGGACAGUAAGGACGACGGGGGCCCCCAGUUUGCCGAGGUGUUUGUGAUUAUCUGGUUUGGAUCGGUCGUCAUCACGCUCAAUUCCAAGCUUUUGGGAGGCACCAUUUCAUUCUUCCAGAGCCUGUGUGUGCUGGGGUACUGUAUUCUGCCACUGACGGUCGCCAUGAUCGUCUGUAGACUGGUGUUACUGGGGGGAGCCGGCGCUGUCAGCUUUGCCGUCAGACUCAUUGUGGUCGUCGCUUCAUUUGGCUGGUCCACAUUUGCUUCUACAGCGUUCCUGGCCGACAGUCAACCCCCCAGUCGGAAAGCUCUGGUUGUGUAUCCCAUCUUCCUGUUCUAUUUCGUCAUUGGCUGGAUGAUCUUGACCUUUGCCCCCUCUCAGUGAAGGUUUGUUCCUCACUGGGCUGGAUGGACCGACCUUUCCUAUAUUUUGGCAGACAUGAAACAUAUUCAACGCGCCUUGUCUCCUUUUUUUCAUGCUCCGCAAACUGAUUAGGACAUUAGGACAUGACGUCCAGAAUUCCCCCAAACCUGCAUGUUCUGUCUGAGUGUGUUGAGGUGUGAAAAACGUGUGUUUUCAAGGACCUCAGGGGUUGGAAAAGACUGGUGGUCAUGAUCGGUUGUUCACCUUACGUGGCUUAAGAUGUUCUGACAGGGAAGAGUGUUACGGGCACAAAGCAUCUUAUUGUGUUCUUGACUUCAAACGGACCCUCACAUGGGUUUACAGCGGGCUCUAUUUCCAAAGAAGAGAGUCUUAAAUUGGUUGGAGCAGGAGCCACAGUGCAGUGUUACCAGUAUAAAUACCUGCGCCGUUUCAGAAUGGCAGUCUCUGAUUUCUAGUUCAAAUGAAGUUGCUUGUAGAAAUUGAGAUGGUUCAUUCCCGCUAUUGGAAAAACAAAAAAACCUCUCACUUCUUCUUGUUGUAUAGUAAUAACAGAGGCACAUCGCGUUCUUCAGACUACAUCUUUGACACUUGUAUUAAAAGCGCAGAGCAGAGUGAUUCCAGCCCCUCCCCCCAUGACAGCACAGAUUUAUGCCUCACUGAAAAUCAGAGAUGUUGUCAUCCCUGGUUAAUCAUGCUCUCAAAUUCCCUGAUCUCCAUUUAAAUGAGACAGAAGAUUGAGUAUUGAUCACGUUUCAGUUACAUCUCACUGUUAUUUUCUCUUCAUUACAUCAGAGCACUUUAGGGGAUAAAUCCUGUUGGGAAUGCAUGCCAUUUUGUUUGUAUUUCACCUGUAAAUUUAAUUAUAGCAUCCUUGGAAUCACAUAUUUUGAUUAACUGAAUGUAGAUUAUCUAUCUAUACAUCACUGGAGACCAAUAUGUGACAAGCUUUAUUAUUUUCUCUAUGAGUGGGUUUAUUGUAUGACUGCUGUUAAAACUUUUGUUAAAAGUUUGUCCUGCACACAGUGUUUGUCCUGAUAUUAUGUUCAUAAUGUUAUUUUGGUUGGGGGUGUAAUUUUGGAAGAUUGGUUUAAAAGGUACUGUGAAGGAAUUUUAUUAUUUGUAUUUUAUCUUGUUUUCCAAUUUAUUUUUAUUAUUUUAAUUUUUUUGGUUUCUGCUCCAAUUAAUUAUUAAGCGUGGACCCAAAAUAUUGGUGAUAAAGAAGAAACAGCUAAAGAUAGGGUUAUCCCCUAAAUUAAGUUAAUGAGUUAUUUUUCAUAUUUAUUGAAACCACAGGGGCUGUAUUGGAAAGUCAUUUGAUUUUUUUUUUUAAAAAACAUCUUGCCUGUACACAUCAGAUUAAAUAACAGGGAAGCCGUUG
Messenger RNA from Megalops cyprinoides (Indo-Pacific tarpon), 2085 nucleotides. RefSeq names its product protein YIPF6-like. Gene Ontology annotation, biological process: endoplasmic reticulum to Golgi vesicle-mediated transport. The transcript is spliced from 7 exons. The record is from RefSeq and is a predicted model, not a curated record. NCBI's taxonomy places the organism in Eukaryota, Metazoa, Chordata, Actinopteri, Elopiformes, Megalopidae. Gene Ontology annotation, cellular component: trans-Golgi network; membrane. Bases 18 to 707 code for a protein of 229 amino acids.